This is a messenger RNA of Alnus glutinosa, 2031 nucleotides long. Its product is annotated as succinate-semialdehyde dehydrogenase, mitochondrial. Gene Ontology annotation, molecular function: succinate-semialdehyde dehydrogenase (NAD+) activity. Lineage: Eukaryota; Viridiplantae; Streptophyta; Magnoliopsida; Fagales; Betulaceae. The transcript has 20 exons. Gene Ontology annotation, biological process: GABA catabolic process. Bases 108 to 1712 code for a protein of 534 amino acids. The record is from RefSeq and is a predicted model, not a curated record.
UGUUAACCUCUUAAACGCAAUUCCAAACAAAAGAGUGAGAGACAGAGAGAGCGAGUGGACUCUCCCGUUGGUUUUUGAGUGCGGGGAAGAAGAGAAACAAUCGAGAAAUGGCGACGUUGAAGGCAGCGCGCAUAAGCAUAAUGGCCGGCCGAUUCACCAAGCUUAUGUCGCGGCCCCGGCGCUUGGUUUCCGUGCGCGCAUCCGAUCAUCUCCUCACUCGCCAGAUAAGCACGGAGGCGGAGAGCGUUGCUUCUCGGCUCCAUAAAUCGGGACUAUUGCGGACCCAGGGGCUUAUUGGAGGGAAAUGGGUUGAUGCAUAUGACAGGAAGACUAUCAAGGUUUACAAUCCAGCAACUGGUGAAGUUAUAGCAGAUGUGCCAUGCAUGGGUGGGAGGGAGACAAACGAUGCAAUAUCUUCAGCAUAUGAAGCAUUUUAUUCUUGGAGCAAACUUACUGCUGCUGAAAGGAGCAGAUAUCUAAGGAAAUGGUACGAUCUACUAAUUGCCCACAGAGAAGAGCUUGGACAACUUAUAACCUUAGAGCAAGGAAAACCUAUAAAAGAAGCCCUGGGGGAGGUUAGCUAUGGGGCUGGCUUUAUUGAGUUCUCUGCGGAAGAAGCCAAACGUGUAUAUGGUGAUAUAAUUCCAUCACCUCUUGCUGAUCGCCGGUUGUUUGUUUUAAAGCAGCCUGUAGGUGUUGUUGGUGCAAUUACGCCCUGGAACUUUCCCCUGGCUAUGAUUACUCGGAAGGUUGGUCCUGCACUUGCAUGUGGUUGUACGGUAGUCAUAAAACCCUCUGAAAUUACGCCUCUCACAGCUUUAGCAGCAGCUGAGCUCUCUCUUCAGGCUGGAAUACCUCCGGGUGUUGUCAAUGUGGUUAUGGGAAAUGCUUCUGAUAUAGGGGAUUCUUUACUUGCGAGUACACAGGUAAGAAAGAUCACAUUCACGGGCUCAACAGCAGUUGGAAAGAAGUUGAUGGCAGGUUCUGCUGGGACUGUUAAAAAGGUAUCUCUGGAACUUGGUGGCAAUGCACCCUGCAUAGUUUUUGAUGAUGCAGACCUGGAUGUAGCAGUAAAAGGAACUCUUGCAGCAAAGUUCCGUAACAGUGGACAGACAUGCGUUUGUGCAAAUAGAGUUCUUGUGCAAGAAGGUAUCUAUGAGAAAUUUGUAAAUGCUUUUUCAAAAGCUGUCCAAAAUCUCCAAGUUGGGGAUGGCUUUACUGAGGGUGUGGUCCAGGGUCCUCUGAUCAAUGAAGCUGCAGUGCAAAAGGUUGAAUCGUUUCUUCAAGAUGCAAUCUCAAAGGGAGCCAAAGUCCUUCUCGGGGGUAAAAGACAUAGUCUUGGAAUGAGUUUUUAUGAGCCUACAGUUAUCAGUGAUGUCAAGGGUGAGAUGCUUCUAUCGAGAGAGGAAGUAUUUGGACCUGUGGCACCCCUACUGCGGUUCAAAACUGAGGACGAAGCUAUCCGCCUUGCUAAUGACACCAAUGCAGGUUUAGCUGCUUACAUAUUUACAAACAACAUUCAACGUUCAUGGCGUGUUUCUGAAGCUCUUGAAUAUGGACUUGUUGGUGUCAAUGAAGGCAUAGUUUCAACAGAGGUGGCUCCAUUUGGAGGGGUUAAGCAGUCUGGUCUUGGACGGGAAGGUUCCAAAUAUGGGAUGGACGAAUAUCUAGAAAUGAAGUAUGUGUGCUUGGGGAACAUGAACAGCAAUUAAUGUGGAAGGUCUACGUUUGGACUGUUGCCAAGCUUACAGCACAUGUUGUAACCUGCUUCCGCCUUCUUUCAAACAUGCAAGUAAUGGUAAAAUCCUUGCACAAUGUAUCCAAAUAGUGUAGACUUGCUAAGGCUUAGUUGAGUUGAGUUGAGUUGUAUCUUGGUGGUCUAAUAUUGAAAGUGCCGGUUUUGCUGAAGGUAGGUUGAUGAUAUUACCUUCUCAGACAUACAAGUGAAUUCUUUUGAUAAAAUGGUUCCUUGCCGCACAACCGAGUUUUGUCAAAAUAAACGUGUGUUGUGUGUGUUUUUCAAGUAAAUAA